Messenger RNA from Paramecium sonneborni, 776 nucleotides. The record is from the annotation of a GenBank genome assembly. Lineage: Eukaryota; Ciliophora; Oligohymenophorea; Peniculida; Parameciidae.
AUGAGAGAAGAAAUUUAAAUAAAUUAAGUAGACUUCAAUGAAUUCAAAUGUCCAAUAUGUAUUCAGGUUUUCUAUAAACCAAUCAAAACAUCUUGUGGGUAAAACACUAAUUUUACUUUAGACACAAUUUUUGUGGCAAAUGCAUUUCUAAAUGGAUGUAAAAAAGAAAAUAAUGCCCUUUUUGUCGAAGAGACUUUCCUAAUUACAACUUUUAUGAAAAAGAUAAAUAAAUGGAAUUAAAAGUUGAAAUGUUAGAAGUUACAUGCUUAAGAUGUAAUAAUUGGAGUGGUCACCUAAUAGAAUUAAAAAAUCAUCGAUAAAAUUAUUGUUUAAAAUCAUCAGAAAUCAUGCUCUAGCCAAAUAAUUUUUUAAUUAUUUAAGAUGACCUUGAAGACCCUCAAUAAAUUAUAAUGAAUGAAAUUCUUUAAAUUACAAAAUAAUAGAAUUAUAUCAAACUUUUGGAAUUUGAAAACAGCUUGAUUUCUUAAUAUAAUAUUAAAAACAAUGAGCCAAAUUUAAGAAAAAAAAGAAAGAUAAAUGAUUUACAAUAGAUAGAUUAAGAAGUCCAAGAAUUAUCGAAUGAUGAAAUUAAAUACCUAAAAAAUUCAGAGAAUUAUUAAAUAAGCCAAAUAAAUAAAAGGUUUCAAUUAUAAAAUAAAUUUCUAAAAGAUAUAAUGGUAAGCCAAUAUUAAGAUGAAACAAAAAAAUUUUUUGCUCAACUUCUAAACUCUCAGAAUAUUUUUUUAUUUACGAGUAUGAUCUAAAAAUAUUUAUGA